CCCUAGCUGUUUAUUUACCGUGCUGAGAUGUGCUUCUCUUCUUCGGCUGCUUGUUUCUUUCUGGGAAUUUGGGGGUUUUAGAUAUAGAAGAGGGAGAAGAAAAUGUACCCAAGAAUGAUUCAGCCCCACCACGAAGGUGGCAUAGUUGCUCAGGAAGACAUCCCAUUGCAGGGUGCUGCUGGUAGGCCCGACCCAUGCCUUGUUUUGACCUCCGAUCCUAAACCUCGCCUCCGUUGGACUGCCGACCUUCACGAACGUUUCGUUGAUGCUGUCACUCAGCUUGGUGGCGCCUCUAAAGCUACACCAAAGGCCAUCAUGCGGACAAUGAAUGUGAAGGGACUGACUCUUUUCCAUCUAAAGAGUCAUCUCCAGAAGUACAGGCUAGGUAAGCAAUCAGGAAAGGAUAUGGGCGAUGCAUCCAGGGAUGGGAUGCCUGCUUCAUACCUUUUAGAAAGCCCUGGUACUGGUAAUUCUUCCCCGAACUUGCCAACUUCUGAUAAUGAUGGUUAUGAAGUCAAGGAGGCGUUGAGAGCACAGAUGGAAGUGCAAAGUAAAUUACAUCUGCAAGUCGAGGCUGAGAAGCACUUGCAGAUUCGACAGGAAGCAGAGCGUAGAUAUAUUGCCAUGCUUGAGAGAGCUUGUAAGAUGCUUGCUGAUCAAUUUAUUGGAGGUGCAGUUAUUGACACCGAAGACCAAAGGUGUCAUGGAUCGGUAAAUAAGACAGUGAGAAGUUCCUCCCUUGACCCACUUGGCUUCUACUCAUUGCAUUCCAAUCAGGUGACUGGAGUGGAAGAAGAAGUUCCACCUGGACUCCACCCCCAAAGGGCUGACUGUUCCACUGAAAGCUGCCUAACAUCACACGAGAGGCCCGGAGGAUUGCCUCUGGAAGGAUCUCCUAGUGGAGGGAAGAAAAGGAUGCUGAACUUAGACUCAACCACUGCGUCUUUGAUUUGGGGGGACGCUAAGAUGAAAUCCCAGGACAUGAAUGUAGGGCAAGUUAACCCCCAUGCCAUCACUGGGUAUGGCAUGUAGCAUGGAAAAUUAAGCUCAAGUGUUCAUCUUGUUAUGAUUGAGUGAGAUUCUUCUUUUCACUCCUCGCGUUACAGUCAUAAGAGGAACAUAAUUGUAAAAGUUGCAUCUGUUGUCCAUAAAGUUGGCAGGAGCAGAGGUGAAAAAAAACUUGUCAAAACUGUAAAUUCGAAACACCAGUGCCUUUGAGAUUUAAACCUAUUUGCCUCCGAUUAUACUAAAUCAUGUGUUGUGUAAAUUUGACAGUUGUAGAUUUUGAGGCAAUUCUUGAAUUUUAGUGCUGAAAAACCAUCAUGGUGCUUCUGAUCGA
Corylus avellana is the source of this 1339-nucleotide messenger RNA. Its product is annotated as protein PHR1-LIKE 3. The record is from RefSeq and is a predicted model, not a curated record. Gene Ontology annotation, molecular function: DNA-binding transcription factor activity; DNA binding. NCBI's taxonomy places the organism in Eukaryota, Viridiplantae, Streptophyta, Magnoliopsida, Fagales, Betulaceae.